AUGACCUCCCGAACCACCAUCCGACCCCAAAACGUCGACGCCCCCCUCACGCAAUUCGCAACCUUCCUCAUCCUCACCAUCAACCCCAGCACCACUCACCCCUCCGCCCUCUCCACCGUCCGCACCACCCUCGCCUCCCUCUCCGAUCUCACCAAAAACAUCACCAUCCGCGACCUCUCCGCCCUCUUCACCUGCACCGUCGGCAUCGGCUCUUCCAUCUGGGACCCGCUCACCCGUCUUCCCCGUCCGUCCGAACUCCAUCCCUUCCCUGAAAUCAAAGGCGACAAACACACCGCCAUCUCCACCCCCGGCGACCUCCUCUUCCAUAUCCGCUCUGAACGUCGCGAUCUAUGUUUCGAAUUCGAGCGCCAACUCCUCAAUCGGCUUGGCGACGCAGUCACGGUCGUUGACGAAACAGAGGGGUUUCGCUAUUUCGACAUGCGGGACCUCUUAGGGUUCGUGGACGGAACAGCCAAUCCCAUCGGACCUGCUGUGCCUGAGGCAGUGCUAGUCACCCAGGAAGCAGACGCAGCGGGGGUCGGGGGGAGUUACAUCGUGGUACAGAAAUACCUGCACAACAUGACAGCAUGGAAAUCGCUCUCGACAGAACAACAAGAAGCUAUAAUCGGUCGGACGAAAGCGGAUAACAUCGAAUUAGACGAUGCAGAGGAUGGCGCGCAGCAAUCACACAAGUCCCUCGCUACGAUCGAGGAUGAGAACGGGAAUGAACAUGAGAUUGUCAGGGAUAAUAUGCCCUUUGGCGCCCCUGGGAAAGGCGAAUUCGGGACAUAUUUCAUUGGAUAUACGGCACGGUUGUGGGUGAUUGAGAAGAUGCUGGAGAGGAUGUUUGUCGGAGAACCGAGGGGGAAACAUGAUCGGAUUUUGGACUUUUCGACCCCGAUCACGGGAGGGACAUUCUUUGCACCCUCCGCGGGGCUGUUGGAAAGUUUGGAGGAUGAUUAG
Molecule: messenger RNA, 963 nt
Organism: Aspergillus sclerotioniger CBS 115572
Lineage: Eukaryota; Fungi; Ascomycota; Eurotiomycetes; Eurotiales; Aspergillaceae
Product: Dyp-type peroxidase
Exons: 1
Coding region: 1-963 (320 amino acids)
Cellular component (GO): cytosol
Molecular function (GO): peroxidase activity; heme binding
Source: RefSeq, a predicted model, not a curated record